Messenger RNA from Alternaria hordeiaustralica, 999 nucleotides. RefSeq lists its product as uncharacterized. Lineage: Eukaryota; Fungi; Ascomycota; Dothideomycetes; Pleosporales; Pleosporaceae. The transcript has 2 exons. The coding region runs from base 1 to 999 and encodes 332 amino acids. The record is from RefSeq and is a predicted model, not a curated record.
AUGACGUUUACCGAUGAGCGAUGCAAGGAGAUCUAUAUAGAGCUACGAGAUCUGUCAAGGACUGGUUACAAGAAUCCAGACGGCAGCCCGCGCCUACACAAAGACCCUUCAAUCGAAACCAAGGUUCAAGCGCGCAUGGAAGCUCUGCUCCCAGAUCAUGACAGCCUAGAGAAGUACAAAGCCUGGUGUCGUGAGCGGACCAAGCUCAGUCGACAGCUUCCAGAACCUGCAAGCGCCGACGAGAUCAUCAAGGCCAUAAGAGAAGUGGACUUACUCGACCCAAUUUCACGCGGAAACCUAUGCGACCUACUCGGGACCGACUUGUACUCUCAUAUCGACAUUGGAACGUAUGGCAAGUACCACUACUGUCUGAGGCCAGACCUGUUCCAGUUGAGGCCGGAAGAUCACGACAUUGAUUGGAACGACGCACGCGAGCCGAUGCCUAAUUGUAUCCUUGGUAUCAACCUGUCGAAGACAGUUCCGUGGACGGGAGACAGACGUAAGGAGCACAGCUCGGACGAGUCUAGUACCAGCAACAUCUCCACUGGUAACGAUGGCACCGGGUUCGUAUUCAUGCAACUAGGCAGAGUGUGCUACCUCGAUGACUCCAGAAGGCAGAAGUACCACGACGACGGCAAGUUCCCCAUACAGAUGCCCUGGUUGGACUCCGGCUUCGUUCUCGUUGUAGUAGUCCGAGACGACGGAAGUGCGGGAGCCCCGUGGCUGCUAUUCAACUUCAUGCCAGUACACGAACUGGAGGGCUCCAGGUUCCGCAUCCCGCAGACUGACGACGAGUGGGGGACGCUUCCAGGCUCUGGUCACCAGUACGUUGCCUUACAGAUUGGAGAUCGAAUUAGCGAGCUCCGAUUUGACAAGCAAUGGGUCAUGACGAGCCGGUUUGGUGAAGACUACAGCCCCCAGCUUGUCGCCGUGGUAAAUACGUCAUCUACCUCAAGAGGACAGCUCGUGCGACAAAAGAUCUUUGAGAAUAGUCGUUGA